Messenger RNA from Chaetomium globosum CBS 148.51, 165 nucleotides. RefSeq lists its product as uncharacterized. Bases 1 to 165 code for a protein of 54 amino acids. The record is from RefSeq and is a predicted model, not a curated record. NCBI's taxonomy places the organism in Eukaryota, Fungi, Ascomycota, Sordariomycetes, Sordariales, Chaetomiaceae. The transcript is spliced from 2 exons.
AUGUAUGACAGCAGCGAAUCCGUAGUGGCUCUUAACCUGGGUUUAUGUGCGAAGCCAACUUUUGUCGCUGCCAGAUCUGCUAGCAUAGCUACGAAUAUGGUGAGAAUUGCCCGUGGUUCGGCAAAUUCAUCUUCGGUAGCUGCAUCUUUCAUCGCGGGUUUUUGA